Molecule: messenger RNA, 966 nt
Organism: Peromyscus leucopus (white-footed mouse)
Lineage: Eukaryota; Metazoa; Chordata; Mammalia; Rodentia; Cricetidae
Product: keratin-associated protein 4-12-like
Exons: 1
Coding region: 41-484 (147 amino acids)
Cellular component (GO): keratin filament
Source: RefSeq, a predicted model, not a curated record
CUCACUUGUAAACUCACCCAGAACCUCCACAUCCAACACCAUGGUCAACUCCUGCUGUGGCUCUGUCUGCUCUGAGGAGGGCUGUGGCCAAGGCUGCUGCCAGCCCAGCUGCUGUGUGUCCAGCUGCUGCAGACCCCAGUGCUGCCAGUCUGUGUGCUGCCAGCCCACCUGCUGUCGCCCCAGCUGCUGCCGCCCCAGCUGCUGCAUCUCCAGCUGCUGCCAGCCCUCCUGUGGUAGUUCUAGCUGCUGUGGCUCCAGCUGCUGCCAACCCUGCUGCCAGCCCUGCUGCCAGCCCUGCUGCCGCCCCUGCUGCCAGCCCUGCUGCCGCCCCUGCUGCCAGCCCUGCUGCCGCCCCUGCUGCCGCCCCUGCUGCUGCCUGCGCCCAGUCUGUGGUCAGGUCUGCUGCCAGACCACUUGCUACCGCCCGACCUGUGUGAUCUCCACCUGCCCCCGCCCCAUGUGCUGCGCCACCCCUUGCUGCUGAGACCUUCCUUUCCUGAACACACACCCAUUUCCCCACCUCCUUUGUUAUGAAAACAGACCUUGUGUACCUCAAAACUGUCUUGAGAGAGGCCAUUCCCAUAUCCCAGACUCAGGAAAGCUGCCUCUGUUGACUUCUACCUUGUCUCAGUCCAAAAUAUGAAAUUGGAGGUUAAGAAUUUAAUAUACAGGGGGUGGGGGUAGCUCCUGAAGAAGUUAGAGGAGGAGUGGAGGUGUUAAUGUGAUCAAUAUACAUAGUAUGCAUUAUGAAAUUCUCAAAUAAUUAAUAUAAAAUAUUGUAUUUUAAAAAGAAAUUCAUCAGAGUACAGGUCUUCUCUAUCCAAAGUGGGAAUACCUCCAGCACCUGUAGAGUCAGAUUAUGGAGCUGAAAGUCUCACGGUGCCAUCUUGCUUUCACUCUAACUGUGACAUCUCUGUACUUUAUUGCUGCUACUUCUAAAUAAAACGUAUUUUAUGGGAAUAGAAA